Molecule: messenger RNA, 1489 nt
Organism: Magnolia sinica
Lineage: Eukaryota; Viridiplantae; Streptophyta; Magnoliopsida; Magnoliales; Magnoliaceae
Product: protein SYM1-like
Exons: 6
Coding region: 199-945 (248 amino acids)
Cellular component (GO): membrane; cytoplasm
Source: RefSeq, a predicted model, not a curated record
GCAGAUUCUUGUCAGCUUCCGAAGUGUCUGCCAUUUCUGGCCUGUAGCAGCACGUGCAAGUGGUGUCCCACCAGAUCAACUGUCCCGAUCGUCCCCACUUGGUUGGAGAAAAAGCUUCUCUUUUCCCACCUAACGUCCCUCUACAAAACCCAUCAAAAACUCCGUCCAUCUCUCUCUCCUCUCUCUCAUUCAUCAGAAAUGAGUAGCAGCAGCAGAAGAAGCAUCAUAUCCCUUCUAAGGAAGAGCAGAAGCGCUCAUCUAACUCCUUUUUUCUCUAAUUUCACCUCUCAUAUUCCCACAAAACAGCAUUCCAGACAUUUCAUCCCCUUCAAGAAGCUUCCCCAAUCCUAUUUCCCUUCCAUUUCUCCCCCUUCUUCUUCUUCUUCUUUUUCGAAGAAUGGAUUCAUAGGCUGGUAUCUGCGCAUGAUCGAGACGCGGCCCGUCCUCACGAAGAGUGUCACGGCCAGCGCUAUCUUCACCGCAGCCGACGUCACCUCCCAGAUGAUUACUCUUACCUCCUCAGAUUCCUUUGACCCAAUAAGGACGUUGCGUAUGGCAGGAUAUGGGCUGCUAAUUUCGGGACCAUCAUUACAUUUAUGGUUCAAUUUUGUCUCAAGAAUUCUACCAAAGCGGGAUUUGAGCAAUACUAUGAAGAAACUUUUCUUGGGGCAAACUACCUUUGGACCCAUUAUGACUGCUGUGUUCUUCUCUGUGAACGCAGCUCUGCAAGUGGGCUAUCAUGUGGAGAGGCUUGGUUCAAUUGAGUGGGCCCUUGACAACGGAUCCAUUCUUGCUUCAGUGUUUCUGAUUCCUUACACUCCUUCGGAUCAUGAUCAUCUAAUGGAGUGGAUAUUGGGUGUGGCUGACUGCUUGAAGGAUUCCACCAGAUACAAUGGCUUAUGUUACCAAAAUGUGAAAACAGUCUGGAGAUUGUUGCCAGGUUGAAGCGAGACAUGAUUCCUACACUGAUUAAUGGGCUUCUGUACUGGCCUAUUUGUGAUUUUGUCACAUUCAAGUUCAUCCCUGUCCGUUUACAGCCAUUGGUAAGCAAUUCGUUUUCAUUCCUUUGGACCAUUUACAUUACAUACAUGGCAAGCCUGAAGAAAGCGGACGUGAAUAAGAUCUCCACUGAUUGAUUAUACAUCACCAGCUCCUAACUUUUGUCGUCCUCCAUCGUUGGAAAAUUUCCCCGCCUGCUGAUUAGACAUCAACAGCCACGUGAUGGAUAAAAAGGCCAUAUCCAUCCUGUUCUUUCCCCAGAUCUGCCCAUAUAUAACCAUUGCAGCAGCCAAUACGAUUCAGUUAACAUAGGUCAUAUAGCUUUUAUCAUCAUUUAUUUACUUUUUUUGAGCAAAUGAUUACAUGUAGUAGAUUCACCAUGCGUUGCAUGUAUUUGGAUCAAUCUUCAGGUGUGAUUUGUUGGAAUGUAGGUGUUUGACAUGUCACAUGAUGAGAAUGGAAAAAAAAAAAAAAAAAACUCUUUAAGCUU